GGUUUUCCACUUUUACAAAUUUUUAGUUGACAAAUCCUUCUUGGGAGAAAAGAGUACAAAAAAGACCAAUGUGUAAAACAGAUUGGAGCAACUCUGUUUAGGGGAGGAGUGGAGGGAGAUAAGGCUCUCCAGAAACAAGAGGCCCUGAAGACACAUCUAUGAAGUCAGCCUUCAGGGCUGAGCCUGAGGACUGGUGAAGCUCGCUCAGCUGGACUCCCUUCCCCAGGGCCACAGAUUGCCUGUGGCUGAAGUGAAGUUGUGGAGAGCGCCUCGGGGCUGGGACUGUCCGCCCCACACCCUGGACACCCUGCUCAUGCCCGCCUGGGGCAGGGCUGUGAGGGUGCGGGAGGGCCACUCUGCGGAGGCCCUGACAGGUGAUGCAUUCCUCUAGAGGAUGGCCUGUCCCACUUCAGAGCCCAGGACCUGCGUGACAACAUCCCACACCCACUUCAGGAAACAGGACUAGGAGAGACUGGUGAGGGCAGGAAGGAGGGCAGCUAGGGCUCUGCUGAGCAGUGGGACAGCGGGGAAGACAGGUAGAAAUCCUCCAGGGUCUGCCCAACUGGCCAGAGGGCGAAAGGGGUGCUCCAAAUCACAGACCCGCUGCAGCCUUGCUCUUAAACACCACCCAGGUCUGUCCCCCACUUCACAGACCAGGAAACUGAGGCCCAGAGAGAAAGAGGUGAAUUUGCCUAGGUUUCUCAGCUGAUGGGUGGCACGGCCUGGACAAGAACCCAAAUUUCUUGACCUCUGGUCCAGUACCCUUUUCCAAAGGAAAAGGAAAAUAUUGUUUUGCUAGAAUAACACAGAGACAGGGCCAAAUGAGUCAAAAUGAGGACUAGACACUUGAAGGUAGGAGCCCUGUAUCUGCGACGCGAUUCUCCGUUAACCUGCCGGGUGACCUGGGGCAGGAAGCAACCCCCAACCCCGGUCUGGAUCCAGUUUCCUCCCCUGCUCCGCGGGACGCUGUCCAGGGGCCGAGUGGGGUCUAACACCCUCACCAGCACCUUCCACUCUGGAGUGAGAAGGACAGGUACAAGAGCCCCGCUGCCGCCUGGGAUCUCUGCACAGCCACUUCGCAGGCAGCCUGAGAAACGUCCGUUCCUCCGCCAGGCGGAGUUCUGCCCCGCGAGUCUUUAUCCCAGGCAAGGCUCCCCCACCUCGUGCACUGAGUCUACACGCGCGGGCCUUUUCCUUUGAGCCAGGGAUACACCCGCCGCCGCCCCUGCGCCGGCCCCCACAGGUCUGCGAUCAUGCACGUCGCCUUGCAUCACUUGAGUUACCGGCACCCGCUCCCUCGCUCGCAAACUCCCGCACUAGCCCGGCCACCCGCCUCUGCUCGCGCGCAUGGGGUGCUGGAGCCUUACCGCGGGCACCCUAGCCCCGGGCGGGUUCCCGGGGAGCCGCGGCGAGCGCGGGGAGGGGAGGAUCCCGGCAGAGAGGGGUAGGGUGCCAACGCCCAGACCCCGCCCUCUCCGCCCGGCCACGCCCUCGCAGGGCCCGCCCCGGCCGGCAGGGAGGAUGUGAGCUCACUCCCGCCUCCAUGUUCCCGGAGUCGCCUGGAAGCGUCAGCCCAAGGUCGCGGGCCGCUUGGGGAGUCAGCAGCGCGCCAGGCCCCUCCGGGUCCCACAAGCAUUAGGUGCCUUCUUGAUGGGUACGGAAUGAAGGAGGGCGGCGGCGGGACCGAGGCAACGCCCAGUUCGUAGCCGCCGCGCCGCCCGUGCCCGCGCACGCCACACCCCAGCGCGCUUCCGGCCGGGCCACGUGACCGCGCGUGCACGUGUUCCGGCCUCUCCGCGUCGCCGCUCGGAGCCCCCUCCUGGUCGCCCCGGCAUUCGUCCACCCGGAGCCGGCUUGGGCCGGGCCCGGGAGGCGGCGGCCGGGGGAACCUCGGAGACGCGAGCGCCGAGCGUCGCAGGGGAGCAGGCCCGGGCAGGCAAGCGGCGGCCUCCGCCAUGAACCCCAGGGGCCUGUUCCAGGACUUCAACCCCAGUAAGUUUCUCAUCUAUACCUGCCUGCUGCUCUUCUCGGUGCUGCUGCCCCUCCGCCUGGACGGCAUCAUCCAAUGGAGCUACUGGGCCGUCUUUGCCCCCAUAUGGCUGUGGAAGCUUCUAGUCGUCGCAGGCGCCUCCGUGGGCGCGGGCGUUUGGGCCCGCAACCCUCGCUACCGCACCGAGGGAGAGGCCUGUGUGGAGUUCAAAGCCAUGCUGAUCGCUGUGGUCAUCCACCUGCUGCUGCUCAUGUUCGAAGUCCUGGUCUGCGACAGGGUGGAGAGGGGCACCCACUUCUGGCUGCUGGUCUUCAUGCCUCUCUUCUUCGUGUCCCCCGUGUCCGUGGCUGCCUGCGUCUGGGGCUUUCGACACGAUAGGUCGCUGGAGCUGGAGAUCCUGUGCUCGGUCAACAUACUGCAGUUCAUCUUCAUCGCCCUAAAGCUGGACAGGAUUAUUCACUGGCCGUGGCUAGUGGUGUUUGUGCCCCUGUGGAUCCUCAUGUCGUUCCUUUGCCUGGUCGUUCUGUAUUACAUCGUCUGGUCCCUCCUGUUCCUGCGGUCCCUGGAUGUGGUUGCCGAGCAGCGAAGAACACACGUGACCAUGGCUAUCAGUUGGAUAACGAUUGUCGUGCCUCUGCUCACUUUUGAGGUCCUGCUCGUUCACAGAUUGGAUGGCCACAAUACAUUCUCCUACGUCUCCAUAUUUGUCCCCCUUUGGCUUUCCUUACUAACUUUAAUGGCCACAACAUUUAGGCGAAAGGGGGGCAAUCAUUGGUGGUUUGGCAUUCGCAGAGACUUCUGUCAGUUUCUGCUUGAAAUUUUCCCAUUUUUAAGAGAAUAUGGGAACAUUUCAUAUGAUCUCCAUCACGAAGAUAGUGAAGAUGCUGAAGAAACAUCAGUUCCAGAAGCUCCGAAAAUUGCUCCAAUAUUUGGAAAGAAGGCCAGAGUAGUUAUAACCCAGAGCCCUGGGAAAUACGUUCCCCCCCCUCCCAAGUUAAAUAUUGAUAUGCCAGAUUAAACUCCUAGAGAGGACCCAGGCACACACAGACUCCACCUUGCCUUUGCCUCUUGUUCAUUCAUCCCAAACCUGGAAAUGGAAACAGGCUUCAAACACUGUCGUCUCACGCCCUGUUUGAGAUCACCGCCUCAUCAGUAUGCAUCAUAGAUGGAGGUGGCUUCAGUAUGUGGGUGUGUGUGGUGUGUACCUGGGUAAGAGACUUGCUUUCCAGGUUUGCACUUUCAGGUGUAGCUGGGGGCAGUAAGUUGAAUUGUUUUAGUAGGUCCUCAAAACGAAUAACUACACAGCUGUUUGUUUAAGUGCUACUGUACCUAUCAAAAGUAUUGUUUAAAAAGUAUUUUUAUACACUGCUAAUCUAAAAUUGUAUUUCAGAUUGUGCCUGUCAUAACAAAGCAAAUGUAAAGAGUUCUCUUUCCCACCACUUGUUUAUAAACCUCAUAGUUGAUAUUUUUAGUGUUCCUACUGUUAAAAUACGCUCUCCUUGGGCUUUGCUGAUACUGGUCUUUAAUAUUCUGAUAGGUGAAUUUUUCUAAUGGAAUGAACCCAUGCAUAUAUAGUAUUUAUAUGAAUAUUUUAGCAGUGUAAUAUGUUGAAUUCUAGUUCUCUGCAUUACCAUGUAUUAUGUUAAAGUAUUUUUUAAAGCUUACGUGUGAAGAUAUGUGUCUAUUGCAGAUGUCCUGAAAACUACAUAAAACAGUAUGUGCCAGGUGUGGAUCUUACCAAAGUACUAGGCAUGAAUAUAGGGAUUGCAAAUCCCAUGGGUCUUAAUAUUUAGGUGUUAGUAACUAAGGUCUCUGGUAGUACCCGUUAGUAGAGGAAGAGGCCACUGCCCUUGGGAACUUGUGACACGCUCCAGUGUGGUACCAGGCCAUAAAGUGGCACUGUUAUUUAGCACCUUGAAUUUUUCCACACAGGUAGUAACUGUGUGGAAAUAAGCAACAAGUGGUUUGUCCAUUUCUAAGAAUCUUAAACUAUUAGUUGGCUGUAGUGUGAAGCAUUACUUGUCAUUGGAAAGAUGGAGAGAGUGGCCUUAACUGGAAGUGGUCAGCAGAAGCAGGUGUCAUUUUAAGGGCCAAACUUUCAUCUGUCAGCAAUAGGGAAACAACAGUUAAAAUUCUCUUUGUAGAUAAGAACAGUGUUUCUUUUUUCUUUUCUUUUUUUUUUUUUUUGUUUGUUUGUUUUGUUUUGUUUUUGAGACAGUUUCACUCUUGUUGCCCAGGCUGGAGUGCAAUGGCACGAUCUUGAUCUCGGCUCACCGCAGCCUCCGCCUCCCAGUUCAACUGAUUCUCCUGCCUCAGCCUCCCGAGUAGCUGGGAUUACAGGCAUGCGCCACCAUGCCUGGUUAAUUUCGUAUUUUUAAUAGAGACAGGGUUUCUCCAUGUUGGUCAGGCUGGUCUCGAACUCCUGACUUGAGGUGAUCUGCCCGCCUCGGCCUCCCAAAGUGCUGGGAUUACAGGCGGGAGCCACUGCACCCGGCAAGUACAGUGUUUCUUUAGGUGCUGGUGGUACACCAGGGAAUCAGGGCAGAAGCCGGAUCCUGCAAGAGUAAUGUUUGAGAACAAAUAAAUACUUUCGAAAGGAGGUCAAAACAAAAA
Messenger RNA from Pongo pygmaeus (Bornean orangutan), 4603 nucleotides. RefSeq names its product transmembrane protein 185B (gene TMEM185B). Lineage: Eukaryota; Metazoa; Chordata; Mammalia; Primates; Hominidae. The coding region runs from base 1956 to 3008 and encodes 350 amino acids. The record is from RefSeq and is a predicted model, not a curated record. The transcript has a single exon.